This is a messenger RNA of Filobasidium floriforme, 1138 nucleotides long. RefSeq names its product ras family-domain-containing protein. The record is from RefSeq and is a predicted model, not a curated record. Gene Ontology annotation, cellular component: plasma membrane. NCBI's taxonomy places the organism in Eukaryota, Fungi, Basidiomycota, Tremellomycetes, Filobasidiales, Filobasidiaceae. The transcript has 5 exons. Gene Ontology annotation, molecular function: GTPase activity; GTP binding; GDP binding. Bases 221 to 874 code for a protein of 217 amino acids. Gene Ontology annotation, biological process: small GTPase-mediated signal transduction.
CACCUUUGCCUCUCUCGCUCACCACGGACCCAAAUUGACUUACUGCCAGAAGAUAAUCGGCGACCAAUCUCGACCUCGACCUCGCAUCGUUGUCACUGCCAUACCACCUUCAACCAUACACAGGUUACAGCCUAGACAUUCAGCUAGGGCUCUAUCAAUCCCCACUCGUCGUCGCCCUCAACGGUACAAAAGAAAGCACAUACAAGAGCCAACCUCAGACAUGUCGGAAUCAACAUCCAAAGUCGCGUUGAAGAGAAAGAUCUUGGUCAUGGGAAGUCGAAGUGUCGGCAAAUCAUCCCUAACCUCCCUCUACAUGCAAAACCAAUUCAACGACUCGUACUACCCUACGAUCGAGAGCACGUAUCACAAGGAUAUCGUACAUGAUGGGAUCACGUACGAGUGCGAGAUUAUCGAUACCGCCGGGCAGGACGAAUACUCCCUCUUCAACCACAAAUACGCAGUAGGGAUCCACGGGUACAUCCUCGUCUACUCGAUCGCGAGCCGCCAGUCCUUUGAGAUGAUCCAGACGCUGCACGACAAGAUCUUGGACUUCCAGGGGGUGGAGAAGGUGUGUUGUGUCGUUGUCGGGCAGAAGAGCGAUUUGGGCGGGGUGAGACAAGUCAAGACGGACGAAGGGAGAUCGGUAGCUCAGAAGCUGGGAGCUAGCUUUAUCGAGACUUCUGCCAAGGACAACAAGAACGUCCAACAAGUCUUCGACCUCCUCAUGGUCGAGAUGCGCAAAGUCUUCAACCCGCCGCAGGAGAAGAAGAAUGCCAGCGGGAAGUCAUCGGCCGGAGGAGCCGCUUCCUCGUCGGCUUCGGGGGGAAGUACCGGUGGCGGUUGGUUCUCGGGCUGGUUCGGAAGCAAGAAGUAAACGGGCGGGAACUGCAGCGGUAUCAAGGCUAGGGACUCGGACCUGGACUUGGUACAGCUUGCCUCAGGGUGGUUCUUGAUCUUGGCGAGCCGAGGAGGAGGAGCAGGAGGGCCUCGAUCGAUCUUUUCUCAUACACGGACAAUAGUCUUCCCCCCGGAUUUCUUCUCUUAGCGAUUUCUACUCGACUCGACUACAAUCUAUCUCUGUUGGCUCCUGGACGGGCACAUCUCGGAGGAAAACACUCGGACUCUACUCUGUCUUUCU